Molecule: messenger RNA, 3293 nt
Organism: Centropristis striata (black sea bass)
Lineage: Eukaryota; Metazoa; Chordata; Actinopteri; Perciformes; Serranidae
Product: 6-phosphofructo-2-kinase/fructose-2,6-bisphosphatase
Exons: 14
Coding region: 1163-2566 (467 amino acids)
Biological process (GO): fructose 2,6-bisphosphate metabolic process; fructose metabolic process
Cellular component (GO): cytosol; 6-phosphofructo-2-kinase/fructose-2,6-biphosphatase complex
Molecular function (GO): 6-phosphofructo-2-kinase activity; ATP binding; fructose-2,6-bisphosphate 2-phosphatase activity
Source: RefSeq, a predicted model, not a curated record
GGAAAGGCUGUUAACACAGAGCAGAGAGGAGAGGACAGGAGAGGCUCGAAACAUGACAAUACUGAGAAUAUGUAUAAUAUGUGGAGAAAACUGUUUUUACAACAUUCGUGACACUUGUUUAUAUGUAUAUUCCAUUUUAUUCUAAUUUUAUUAAAAUAAUCUAUAAGAGAAAUUAUUUUUCUUUUUUAUCACAAACACAUGUUUGAGUUGUUGCCACUUCUAGUCAUGAUUGUGCUGAUUCCAUAUGUAACAUAGUUAAUCAGGUAUUAGGAUUCCACUUGCCAUCUUUCAAAAAGCCCACAGGUAUUGAACGCAGCACCCCUGGGGGUUAGUGUCGUGCACCCCGGGUGCAGCUGCAUUCAGACCUUGUGGGAUAAACGGUAAGGUUACGGGCUAGGAGCUUAGAGAGUCUUUUUUCUUUAAUAUAUUCAUUUUAUUUUAUUUUAUUUUAGUAGAAACUUAAUGUGUCUUUUAAUUUUAUAUCUUUCAGUGGGAUGCACUUGUGUUAUUUUGUCAGGUAUGAUUUUUGUAUUUCAUGUUUGUUGUAUUUCAUGUUUUUGUAUUUCAAGGCAUUCAGACCUUGUGGGAUAAACGUGGGAUGCACUUGUGUUAUUUUGUCAGAAUAAAGGGCUGGAUGCCGACUCGAUGUCCUGGUCGAAUUAAUCACACAACGCAAAGAGAAAGUACUAAGCCGCUACACAUAGAGCUGCAGGACUUAUAGAUUUAUAUAGAUUUUACAGUGGGUAAACAGCUUGCUGGUGUUCAGAGGCUGAUGUUUUUAAUGUUUAUUCGCCGUCAUCUGAUUAAACCAUUAAGGAACUUCUCAGUAUGGUUGUAAAUUGUUUGUCACAUGACACCACUUCCUGUUUGCCGGGGCAAAGGUGCAGUAGUUGCACUUGCUGAUUGGUGGAUGACCUCAUCACCGGGCCGGCUCAGGUGACUGACAGGUCAUCCGACCAAUCAGACGCCCCCUCAGGUGCUCUGACGGGCAAAGGACUCAAACUCCUCCCAUUUCUACACCGUGUGUGAAAGUUCAAAAUCAGUGCGCUCACCUGAGGAGCUCCUCUUUAGCUCCCCUGUCACACACACAGACACAGACACAGACACACACACAAGACAGAGGUUUUAUACAUUCACACACUCUCACUGGGCUGCUGAAUCCAUGUCACAAAGACUCACUCAGAACCCUCUGGAGAAAACGUGGGGGCCAUGGAUGAAAAGCAGGCUAAGCCAGCGCAGAGGCUCGUCGGUGCCCCAGUUCACCAACUCCCCCACCAUGAUCGUGAUGGUGGGACUGCCGGCCAGAGGGAAGACCUACAUCUCUAAGAAGCUCACCAGAUACCUGAACUGGAUCGGAGUCACGACUAAAGUGUUUAAUGUCGGCCAGUAUAGAAGAGACGCCACACGUUCCUACAACAGCUUUGAGUUCUUCAGAGCCGACAACUCAGAAGCCAUGAAGAUACGCAAAGCCUGUGCCAUCGCCGCCCUGAAGGAUGUGUGUAACUACUUCACCUUAGAGCUGGGCCAGGUCGUGGUCUUUGAUGCCACUAACACGACCACAGAGCGCAGAGAUGUCAUCCUCAGCUUCGCCAAGGAGAACGGAUACAAGGUUUUCUUCGUGGAGUCGAUAUGUGACGACCCAGAAAUCAUCGCUGAGAACAUAAAACAAGUGAAGCUGAGCAGUCCUGACUACAUCGACUGUGACAAAGAGGAGGCUGUGGCCGACUUCCUGAAGAGGAUCGAAUGUUACAAGUUGAACUACGUCCCGCUGGACGACAACAAGGACAGGAACUUGUCUUACAUCAAGAUCUUCAACGUGGGCAGCAGGUACCUGGUGAACCGGGUCCAGGACCACAUCCAGAGCAGGAUCGUCUACUACCUCAUGAACAUCCACGUCACCCCCAGAUCCAUCUACCUGAGCCGCCACGGGGAGAGCGAGCUCAACCUGGUGGGACGCAUCGGGGGCGACUCGGGGCUGUCGCCUCGAGGGGCAAAGUUUGCCAGCGCUCUGGGUACGUACAUGCGUGGUCAGUGCAUCAGCGACCUGAAGGUGUGGACGAGCCACAUGAAGAGGACCAUCCAGACCGCAGAGGCCCUCGGGGUCCCGUAUGAGCAGUGGAAGGCCCUCAAUGAGAUCGACGCUGGGGUUUGUGAGGACAUGACGUACGAGGAGAUUCAGGAGAAUUACCCUGAGGAGUUCGCACUGAGGGACCAAGACAAGUACCGCUACCGCUACCCCAAAGGAGAGUCGUACGAGGACCUGGUGCAGCGUCUGGAGCCGGUCAUCAUGGAGCUGGAGAGGCAGGAGAACGUUCUGGUCAUCUGUCACCAGGCCGUCAUGAGAUGUCUGCUCGCCUACUUCCUGGACAAAACUGCCCAUGAGCUGCCCUACCUGAAGUGUCCUCUCCACACCGUCCUGAAACUAACACCAGUUGCCUACGGAUGUAAAGUGGAGUCUGUCUUCCUCAACAUUGAAGCUGUGAACACACACAGAGACAAACCAGUGAACGUGGAUGUGGACAGAGAGCCGGCGGAGGCCUUGGAGACAGUCCCAGACCACAUCUAGAGGUUUAAUUUCCAUCCACCCUCAUGGAAAGUGGCCUUUUUUAAUUUAAGAAAUCAUAGUGUUCAUUGGAGAAUCGUUGUGAUGAGACAUUUCUCCUGUGGCAGCCUAUUUCCAUUGUAAAAGCACUUUAUGACGCAGGGCUCCGGCCACAUGUCUGCGAUAUGAAGACGAAGCUUCCUUUACUGUGAAACAUGAGUGCUGGCAACACGACCAGUUUCACUCUGUGGAUAUAUUUGAACUCAGUCACCUGCGUGUCACUCACUGAAAUCACAAACUCAACAUGUGUACUCGCCUUCAGCGUACUUUUAAAAAUGGUAGUAUGUUUAUUUUUAGGACGCACAACUAAAUCACUUCGUCACUUCCGGAGAACCUCCUUGUUGUUUGGAGACAUUUAAAAAUGACACAAAAAGGAGAAGAACAGGAAUAUCUUGUUUCAGAGCUGCUGCGGUCGUCGUCUCUCAUUUUAUUUUUUUAAUUAUCUUUUAACCCUCUGAACGCCAUCAUUGAAAUGCAUGUUUUCUUUAAAAGGUCGCCAAAAAUACACCGUUUAUCAUAGGAAGAAACUGUAAGGCAAGCAUUAUAGUCUGAAUUUGAACUUUCUGACAGUCGUUGAACAGAUCAUAGGUUACAAAAGUUAGGUUAGAAAAAGUGACCAAACAAAGCUUAAAACUGUGGUAUUUCGGUCAGAAUAACUUCAUUCUACAUGUGCCAUUUAAAAUGUCAAGAA